Messenger RNA from Peromyscus eremicus (cactus mouse), 1414 nucleotides. RefSeq names its product neuropeptide Y receptor Y5 (gene Npy5r). Bases 1 to 1401 code for a protein of 466 amino acids. The record is from RefSeq and is a predicted model, not a curated record. Gene Ontology annotation, molecular function: neuropeptide Y receptor activity; neuropeptide binding. NCBI's taxonomy places the organism in Eukaryota, Metazoa, Chordata, Mammalia, Rodentia, Cricetidae. Gene Ontology annotation, biological process: G protein-coupled receptor signaling pathway. The transcript has a single exon. Gene Ontology annotation, cellular component: neuron projection; plasma membrane.
AUGGAUUUUGAACUCGAAGAGCAUUUUAACAAGACAAUUGUCAAAAAGAACAAUACUUUGGCUGCUCAGAAUGCUGCCUUUCCUGUCUGGGAUGACUACAGAGGUACAGAGAACAUUACUGCGGCUGCUCGGAAUGCUGCCUUUCCUGUCUGGGAUGACUACAGAGGCAGCGUAGAUGAUUUACAAUACUUUCUGAUUGGGCUCUAUACAUUUGUAAGUCUUCUUGGCUUUAUGGGAAAUCUACUGAUUUUAAUGGCGGUUAUGAAAAAGCGCAAUCAGAAGACUACAGUGAACUUUCUCAUAGGUAACCUGGCCUUCUCCGAUAUCUUGGUAGUGCUUUUUUGCUCACCUUUCACACUGACCUCUGUCUUGUUGGAUCAGUGGAUGUUUGGCAAAGCCAUGUGCCAUAUUAUGCCUUUCCUUCAGUGUGUGUCAGUUCUGGUCUCAACUUUGAUUUUAAUAUCAAUUGCCAUUGUCAGGUACCAUAUGAUAAAGCAUCCCAUAUCUAACAAUUUAACAGCAAACCACGGCUACUUUCUCAUCGCUACUGUCUGGACCCUGGGCUUUGCCAUCUGCUCUCCCCUCCCAGUGUUUCACAGCCUUGUGGAACUUAAAGAAACCUUUGGCUCAGCAUUGCUGAGCAGCAAGUAUCUGUGUGUUGAGUCAUGGCCUUCUGAUUCAUACAGAAUUGCUUUCACAAUCUCUCUACUGUUAGUUCAGUAUAUUCUGCCUUUAGUUUGUUUAACCGUAAGUCACACUAGCGUCUGCAGGAGUAUAAGCUGUGGAUUGUCCCACAAAGAAAACAGACUGGAGGAAAAUGAGAUGAUCAACUUAACUCUUCAUCCAUCCAAAAAAAGUGGGAACCAGGCAAAACCCCCCAGCAGCCAGAAGUGGAGUUACUCGUUCAUCAGAAAGCACAGGAGGCGAUACAGUAAGAAGACAGCCUGUGUCUUACCCGCUCCAGCAGGACAUUCCCAGGAGAAGCGUCCAACAGUUCCAGCAAACCUGGGCUCUGUCAGAAGUCAGCUCUCUUCAUCCAGUAAGGUCAUUCCGGGGGUCCCGACCUGCUUCGAGGUGAAGCCUGAAGAAAACUCAGAUGCUCGUGAGAUGAGAGUCAAGCGCUCCAUCACCAGGAUCAAAAAGAGAUCUCGGAGUGUUUUCUACAGACUGACCAUUCUGAUACUUGUGUUUGCCGUGAGUUGGAUGCCACUCCACCUUUUCCACGUGGUGACGGAUUUCAAUGACAACCUUAUCUCCAACAGACAUUUCAAGCUGGUGUACUGCAUUUGUCACUUGUUAGGCAUGAUGUCCUGCUGUCUUAACCCGAUCCUAUAUGGAUUUCUUAAUAACGGGAUCAAGGCAGACUUGAGAGCCCUGAUCCACUGCCUACACAUGUCCUGAUUCUCAUCGUUUA